Molecule: messenger RNA, 3078 nt
Organism: Salvelinus namaycush (lake trout)
Lineage: Eukaryota; Metazoa; Chordata; Actinopteri; Salmoniformes; Salmonidae
Gene: epx
Product: eosinophil peroxidase
Exons: 17
Coding region: 1-3078 (1025 amino acids)
Biological process (GO): response to oxidative stress
Molecular function (GO): peroxidase activity; heme binding
Source: RefSeq, a predicted model, not a curated record
AUGGAUGUGACAGUAGACUACCUCUGUGUUGAUCUGAAAGUAGACUACCUCUGUGUUGAUCUGAAAGUAGACUACCUCUGUGUUGAUCUGAAAGGUCUCCUGCUUGUUCUGUCUCUAGCUCUGCUCUGCUGUCUACCUCACCCGGCCUCACCAACCGAGCUAGCUCACAAUGACUCAGGGGUUCCCUAUCUGCGCUCUACGUUGGUAGAGGAGGCUCUGAAAAGGGCUUUAGAACGUACCAAUGCUGCUUACGCCCACACCAAGGAGAGAGUGAAGACAUCCCUGUCGGAGGGUGCUCUGAGACCCAGCGACCUCCUAGCCCAGUUCAAACAGAUCGGACCCCAGACCAGGAGGCACAUCAGCGCCGCUGAGCUGUUGGACAAUACAGUGGAACUGAUCAGAGAGAUGGUCUACACCAGUACCAUGGCCCAGUCCAGUCUACCUGACCUGUUGAGUGAGGAUCUGCAGGUUCUCCUACAGGCUUCAAGCUGUUCCCCAACAGACCUGUUGAGUGAGGAUCUGCAGGUUCUCCUACAGGCUUCAAGCUGUUCCCCAACAGACCUGUUGAGUGAGGAUCUGCAGGUUCUCCUACAGGCUUCAAGCUGUUCCCCAACAUACCUGUUGAGUGAGGAUCUGCAGGUUCUCCUACAGGCUUCAAGCUGUUCCCCAACAGACCUGUUGAGUGAGGAUCUGCAGGUUCUCCUGCAGGCUUCAAGCUGUUCCCCAACAUACCUGUUGAGUGAGGAUCUGCAGGUUCUCCUACAGGCUUCAAGCUGUUCCCCAACAGACCUGUUGAGUGAGGAUCUGCAGGUUCUCCUGCAGGCUUCAAGCUGUUCCUCUGAGAUGCAGAGACCUCUCCACCUGUUGAGUGAGGAGGACAUGCAGGUUCUACUGCAGGCUACAGGCUGUUCCUCUGAGAUGCAGAGACCCCUCUGUAAGACUGGCUGUCUGUCUGAACGCUACCGCUCAUUCACCGGGAAGUGCAACAACAGACAGCACCCUAAGUGGGGUGCAGCCAAUACCCCGUAUUCCCGCUGGCUCCCCCCAGAGUAUGAGGACGUCAGAGGGGUCCCUAGGGGCUGGGACCCUGAACACACCUACUAUAACUACACCCUGCCCCCGGUGCGCCUGGUAUCCCAGGACGUUCUCUACACCCACAAUGAGAACAUCUCUCUGGACUCAUCUCUGUCCCACCUGCUGGUGGAGUGGGGUCAGUGGAUCGACCAUGACUUCGCUCUGACCCCUCAGAGUCCCAGCACAGCUGCCUUCAGGACCGGGGCCGACUGCACCCGCACAUGCAGCCGGGACACUCCCUGCUUCCCUAUACAGAUCCCGCUGUCAGACCCUCGUACUGGUAUACAGAGCUGCAUGCCUUUCUUCCGCUCGGCGCCCAGCUGUGUCGGGAGCGAAGCCUUCACCGGGGCCACACCCCACCAUCACCGGGAGCAACUGAACGCCAUCACCUCAUUCGUGGACGCCAGUAUGGUGUACGGUAGCUCCUCCCCCAUGGCUGCGGCCCUGAGGAACCUCUCCUCUCCACUGGGUCUUCUGGCCCUCAAUGAUCAGGCCUCAGACCAGGGUCUCGCCUACAUGCCCUACCUGCCUCGCCUACAGGGACGCCUGGAUCCCUGUGGGCCACGAAGCGGGUCUGGGGCCAACUUCACCGGAGCCACAAGUGCCUCUGACACAUCUGCUACUGCGCCAACAGAACAGGAGAAUAUUACAUCCUGUUUCCAAGCAGGUGACUCACGGGCCAAUGAGCACCUGGGGAUGAUAGCACUCCACACGUUGUUCCUGAGGGAACACAACAGAUUGGUCAGAGAGCUGCACCUCCUCAACCCUCACUGGAGCCCAGACACCUUGUACCAGGAGGCCAGGAAGAUCAUGGGGGCUGUCCACCAGAUCCUGACCUGGGAGCACUAUUUGCCCAGGGUCCUGGGUGAGACCCCCACCUCCCUCCUGAUGCCUCCGUACAAGGGCUACGACCCUGAGAUUGACCCCAGCAUCGCUAACGUCUUCUCAGCCGCCGCCUUCCGCUUUGCCCACGUCACCGUGCAGCCGAUGGUGGCCCGCCUGGGCCCUGGGUACAGCCUCGCCCCACAGCACCCACCUCUGCCCCUACACCACUCCCUCUUCGCAUCCUGGAGGGUCGUACAGGAGGGGGGUAUAGACCCAGUGCUGCGUGGCCUCCUCCUAUCCCCAGCCAAGCUCCAGAUGCCAGGCCAGAUGAUGGUUGAGGAGCUAACUGAGAGACUGUUCCAGGCCCAGGGUGGGAUGCCACUAGACCUGGGUGCCCUCAACCUGCAGCGGGGCCGAGACCACGGUCUGCCUGGUUACAGCUCGUGGCGUGGGCUCUGUGGCCUCUCUGUUCCCAACACCACCUCUGACCUUGCAGGUAUUCUGGGUAACUCUGGUCUGGCUGAGAAGUUCCUGUUGUUGUACGGGACGUCCCAGAACAUCGACGUAUGGGUGGGGGCCAUCUCAGAGCCUCCUCUACCUGGGGGCCGGGUGGGACCCCUCCUGGCCUGUCUGCUGGCCAAGCAGUUCAGAGCACUGAGAGACGGAGACAGGUUCUGGUGGGAGAGAGAGGCUGUGUUCACCAGCACCCAGAGAGCUCAGCUUCACACCGUGUCCCUGUCCCGUAUCAUCUGUGACAACACGCACAUCACACGUGUUCCCUCCGACCCAUUCAGCCGUACGGUCAGCCCAGAAGACAUGCUGGCCUGCAGCCACCCCCUCAUCCCUCACCUUAACCUCUCUGCCUGGAAGGAGCCUGACACAGAUCCCAGUUGUGGUCCAAUCCCCAGGUUACAGUCAGGCUUCUCUCUGCUCUGUGACUCCGUCAUCUACUACCAGUGUGGUCCAGGCUAUCAGCUGAUUGGUCCAUCCUCUGUGACCUGUGACCCCAACAGCUAUCAAUGGAGUCCUGCUCCCCCAACCUGCCACGACCUGGACCUGUCCUCCCUGUCUGCAGUCUCAGUAGUGUCUGCUGUAAUAGCUGUGGUUGGUGGUGUGGCCAUCAUGUUCGUGAUACUGGCCUGUUGUAGAAGGUACGUCAUUAUAAUGAUGUCCAGGUGA